AUGGCGCACCAUAUCCUCCUCAUUGGCGGCCACGGCAAAGUCGCCCAACUCCUCACACCACUCCUAUUGGCCAAAUCAUGGAACGUGACCAGUAUGAUACGUACUGCUUCUCAGAAAUCUACGAUCGAGAAGCUGGGGCAAGGACAGCCCGGAAAGUUGGACGUGCUGGUCAGCAGUGUGGCUGAUGUUAAGAACGAAGGGGAUGCGAAGAGCAUUUUGGAGCAGGUCAAGCCUGAUUGGGUUGUCUGGAGCGCUGGAGCUGGUGGCAAGGGCGGUGCGGAGAUGACGUUUGCAGUCGACCGUGACGCAGCUAUUGCAUUCACAAAAGCUAGCAUUCACACACCUUCUGUCAAGAAAUUCUUGACUGUAUCUUACCUCUCUUCCCGUCGUGGCCGCGCACCCUGGUGGAACGACGAGGACUGGAAGGCGGCACAAAAGGUCAACACGGAGAUCUUGCCGAACUACUUCAAAGCCAAGGUUGCAGCUGACGAGGUCCUCACUGUUCUUUCUCAGGAUCGAGUAGCGAAGGAGGAGAAAGACAGUGUUCCCGCUAAUGAGCGCUUCUGUGGAAUCAGUUUGAGGCCUGGUACGCUGACAGAGGAACCGGCGGGCAAGGUGAAGAUGGGAAAGAUUGGAGCAGGUGGCAAGACGAGCCGUGCGACGGUUGCGGAGAGCGUGGUCGGUGUCUUGGAAGCUGAAGGGGUAAGGGGCUGGGUUGAUGUUAUCGAUGGGGAUGAAGGGAUCAAGGAGGCAGUAGCAAAGUAUGUCAAGGAGAGCCAGGACGCUGUUGAGGGCGAAGACCUCGGGGAGAUGAAGGAGAGAGUUGAGAAGUUAUGA
Molecule: messenger RNA, 837 nt
Organism: Alternaria burnsii
Lineage: Eukaryota; Fungi; Ascomycota; Dothideomycetes; Pleosporales; Pleosporaceae
Exons: 2
Coding region: 1-837 (278 amino acids)
Source: RefSeq, a predicted model, not a curated record